Aplysia californica (California sea hare) is the source of this 429-nucleotide messenger RNA. RefSeq lists its product as uncharacterized. The coding region runs from base 1 to 429 and encodes 142 amino acids. The record is from RefSeq and is a predicted model, not a curated record. The transcript has a single exon. Lineage: Eukaryota; Metazoa; Mollusca; Gastropoda; Aplysiida; Aplysiidae.
AUGGUUCCGAUCGCCACCACAGCCCGUCGCCUCAUCGAAUCUAGUGAUCUCAGUGGUCACAGGCAGGAAGAGCUCGAGGCCGAAUUACGUCAUAUGAUGCUGGUCAAGGAAAAAGCCGAGUCGCUGAUGAAAGACCUGGUCAAGUCAGCCUUGUCCAGCCCCAGACGUGUGACAGAGUCCCACAUACUGACUGGCAAAGAGCGGGUGGACAACUCUGCGUGCCACAAGGCCGCCCUAAGCCUCUUCUCUGCCCGAUGUCCAAGCAUCGACAUGGGGAGGUAUUCAUUCAUCUGGAGAAAUCUGCAGGCCGUUAUCAACCUCUGCAACCGCCUGCCCCAAACUGACGCCACGAACGCCAUCAUGGAGGUCACGGAGAAGUGCGGAAUUUGCCGAGCUCUGUAUUUCCGGCGGAUCAUCAGUUUGUCCUAA